Messenger RNA from Exophiala mesophila, 1761 nucleotides. RefSeq lists its product as uncharacterized. The coding region runs from base 514 to 1152 and encodes 212 amino acids. Lineage: Eukaryota; Fungi; Ascomycota; Eurotiomycetes; Chaetothyriales; Herpotrichiellaceae. The transcript is spliced from 3 exons. The record is from RefSeq and is a predicted model, not a curated record.
CAGACUCCGUCGAGUAAACGUAAAAACCAUAGCCCUAUCCUAGUGAGUAUGUUGGUCGCAGACCCUCAAGACCCUCCAGCCAUUUGUUCUCCAUCCACCUAUCGUGGACACCAAGAAGGUCCCAUCUGCUCGGUAUCACCAACCUCGCCACAAGAUAACAGCUACGAGUGCUAGAUUCCGCACCAAGUCCAGGCCAAGUCCAAGUCCAAAACGUAUGAAAGUCGCCCCUACCCCAAGUUCCAAAAUGUCACGCAUUGACCUUCUUGUUCUUUCUUGACUUGACUGCUUGCCCUGGUCGUCACUCGUCACUGCUGCAAACCAGACCCUGCUCUUUCCUUCAUUUAUCCUGAGAUCCACCGCCCACUUGCUUUGACUGCCAUCUCCUCCUCUUCUUCCACCCCAAACUUGCCACUAUAUCUCUGUUCUACACAGUACUCCAGCAUCAACUUACAAUUGACAUUACCAGUCUCGUCUCACUCACUGUCCACCUCUACCAUCCCCAUCACCAUCACCAUGUUGCUCAAGAUCUUUCUCGCCGCCUCGGCAUUGGCCGCCACCUGCUCUGCGCAGACCAUCGAGACCUCGAGCGCAAGCUCCGUUGCAGCUUCUACCACAGUCUCACAGAUUAUGCCACCUGUUGCGACGCAGGCAUUUAACCCUGCUCUAGUCAACGCCAGUGAUGCUUUCAACUGGUGUCUCGGUCAGCGCAACACCUGCCCUCAGAUGUGUGGCGGUUCUGCUUCUCAAAACUGGUGCAACUCGGAUACUUUCACCUAUUCCUGUGUCUGUGCGAACGGCACUGUUCCCGACUCGACCGCCUUUGCUGGCACGCUUCCUUUCUUCAUCUGCCAGGAAACCUACAUCCAGUGCAUGGCCGCUAAUCCUACCAAUGCGCAAGCUCAAGCUGUCUGUGCAGAAAACGAGCAAUGCGGCACUCGCAACGCUACUGCCGAGGCCCUUGCCGCAACCUCUGCUGCUCAGUCCACUACUGCCUCAGAAACGGCAGCCAGCUCGACCGCAUCGGAGACCGAGUCCGCAACUGCCACUUCUGAGUCCGCCUCUUCCACGCCGACGGGAGGUGCAGCCACUCAACAGAUCGCCACCGGAGCCUUUGCUGCUCUCCUCUUGGCCGGCAUCAAGCUCUUGUUAUAAACCAGAGUCAGUUUAGGAGCUUGCUCCAAUUCUUGGUCUCAUACAAUCAAGAUGGUUGGAAAUGGCUUAGACUAUGAGAGGUGGAUGGGGAUACUUCCUACGGUGGGCGUUGCGCCCUCUCUUGUUGGAAGGCAACCCCUUCUUUGAGGACACUGAGAGGGAACCUGAUGACUUUGCGAUGGAUGAUUUAUGCUAUUGAGCGCUUUUUUGCUGUUGCUACAUUGGGGGCAAGCACCAGCGCAUUUCAAUCCUUUGGCGAGCGUGCAUUCCUUGCGACAUGAUCAUUGCACACAAGAGGAUUAGCCGUACAAGCUGUGAAAUAAUAAAAAGCUGAUUUCUAUUUUGGGCCGAGGGUAUGGAGGGGUUUUCUGAACAUUUUGACGCCGAUCGGUGGCAUGCCCCCCACUGAUCAACGUUUUCCACUUUUAUGCUGCGUAAGGUCGGUAACGUGAUACACUGGGAGGACAUUUUGUUGGACAAAGCACAGACAGAUGAUCUGGUGCGGGGAUGCUUCUCCAACCAUGAUCCCAGCACAUUUUCUAGUAGCCGUGGGUCUGAGCAGUGCGCUACGUGGUCCUAGCGGCAUGGCCAGCCUCGCAUUUCUCGCGG